Messenger RNA from Syzygium oleosum, 1490 nucleotides. Its product is annotated as F-box protein SKIP24. Gene Ontology annotation, molecular function: protein binding. The coding region runs from base 76 to 861 and encodes 261 amino acids. The record is from RefSeq and is a predicted model, not a curated record. NCBI's taxonomy places the organism in Eukaryota, Viridiplantae, Streptophyta, Magnoliopsida, Myrtales, Myrtaceae. The transcript is spliced from 5 exons.
CCAAAAGCUCCUCCUCCUCCUCCUCUUCUUCUUCUUCUUCCUCCGGUCGACGACGGACGCUUCCAGAAGGAAAAAAUGGCGGCGUUUCUGCCGGACGAGCUGUGGAGGCACAUACUGGAGAUCGGCGUCAAGAGCCCGGCGAAGUCGCUGAGCUACAAGGAGCUGUGCUGCGUCUCGAUCUCCUGCAGGCGCCUCCGGCGACUCUCCCGCGACGACUCGCUCUGGUCCCACCUCCUCUCCUCCGAUUUCCCUCCGACCUCCCAAUCGUCUGCGCCCUCGUCGUCGACCUCGUCUUCUUCUUCUUCUUCUUCUUCUUCUUCUUCGCGUAAGGCCUUGUACCAAAUCAGGUUCGAGAGGGACAGGGAGAAGAAGAGAGCGGCUCACCGGAGGGCCGUGAUGAGGAAGGAGAGCCAAAUCUCCGAGCACCUCCGGAGGCUCCGAGACAUCGAGGCUUCGCUGGCGCGAGAGUCCGACAAGCUCAAGGCCUCUGCUUCUGAAUUGUCGAAUUUGCAUACGGUCAGGCAAGCCUCGGUGGCUUUGAACGUGUGGCAGCCGGAGGUUGUUAGAGGGAAGCAAAAGCAGAUGGUGUCUCAAUGUGCUGUGCCCGUCGAGUCUCGAAUCAGCGCGGUCGACAUGGAGUUUAGGCUCUGCAAGCAGCAAAUUACCAUGUUGCGCAAGUCCUAUGAAGAGGAAAGGAGAAGGCUUGAUGCAGCAAAGCGGGAGUUGGAGUCGAUCGAGUAUCAUCCUUUGCGGAGUUGUGAACGAACCAGUUCCAAUUUAGGCAGCUCUAGUAGUACAAGGAAGAAGAUUAAGAGAUGCAUAGAUGUGGAAGGCUGUGGCAAACUGGGUAAAACAUCCUAAGAUGAUAGGAUGUCUUUGAUCAGCAUGCUGAGGCUGUGCAAUGUGAAUUUCAAGGCACUUUGGUUUUGGCAACUACAAGUAUGGCUACCAUGAUAUAUUUAUCCAAACUGGUGAACUUGAAUGUAGGAGAUGUGACCAGUCGCGUUUGCAUUGAGGUAUUCGCCUGUUGAAACAAGAACCAAUUGGAUUUCUGAAGUUGGUCUACUAAUUAAACAGAGGAAGCCAUGACAGAUUUUCCGAAAACCAGGAUUGCUGUAAGAAUGUUGUUUGGCUCACAAAAGUGGCAGCCGCUCAACGAACUAUGGUAGCAAGUGUGGAGAUUCUCUUUCUAAGGCUGCAAAAAGAUGCAGGUUGGUACUGAUAUUGUGGUUCGUAUGUUUGGCAAAUGGCGUCACUGUGUCUUGGAGGUGAGAUGGUCACAACAAAUCAGCAGUAGACAUUCGUUGCGAACUCACGCGUAACACGGGGUUAAAUCAGUGGCACAAGAUAAUCUCUACUCAAAAGAAGACUACCUCGGCAUCAUUAUUAUCAUUAUCUGCUUUGAUUUAUGUUGUAGACUAUCUAUUUAUGUUUGAUGAUCCAAAAUGUACACAUUUUCAAAGGCUCGAUGUUCUUUGUAUAGACAAAAA